ACCCUAUUCGGUAAUUCAAUUCCAUCUCCAAGACUCCGACUACAAUCUCGUCACCGGCGCCGCCACCUUCUGUACUAGUUAGCUUCUACUAUUUGAUUCAAUUGCGCCGGGGAUUAUUCAUUGGAAAUCUAAACAAGAAUAAUGGACGGGGAUCUUGAAAUUUCACUAGACAAGCUUCCAAUCAAACGGCUCGAUGCCAUCGAGGAAAAUGGCUUCGAACACUUCCCAACGGAUGUGGGGUAUGAUGAAAAGAGAGUGAACUUGGUGAGGAGGAUAGACUUUGCCUGGGCAGUGGAAAGAGAGGAUCCCAGCAAGAAGCGGAAGAGUGAAGGUGCGAGUGCCAAGGAUGGUGCAACAUCCAGUCAGCAGCAAUGGCAAUGGCAAUGGCAGAGCUUAGUGGAGAAUCUGCAGUUAGCUCACCAAGAGCUCUCCGUCAUAAUUGAUCUUAUUAAUACGGUAGAAGCCAAUGAUGCUGUAACAGUUGCGGGAAUGACACGGCCAAAGCCGUUACCGAAUGAACAUCUAUCUGACCUUGCUGUGUCUACAGCAACUAAGCUACAGUGUUUCCGGGGUCUUGGAAAAUAUUUAAAGCAAUCUGCCAAAGCAUUGGAAGAACAAGUAGCAAGAGAGGCUAGAUUUUAUGGGGCCCUCAUUAGAUUGCAGCAAAAUUGGAAAAUUAAACGACAUCGAUUGGUUGCAGCUGCCUCUGGCAAUGAAGGCUUCUAUAUUGAUUUAUUUGACAGUUCAUUAUAUGAUUUGGCUUCUGUAUUUCGUCCAUCUUCCAUGUCUACAAUUCCCGUUGAGCAUGAUGCAGCUGGAAUGCUCACAGUGAAUGUACCCCGUGAGUCAUGCCACUCUCUUCAGUUUCAGUUUCAGUUUCUUGGACUCAAUCCUUCCUGUAAGUUGACAAGAGCUAGUGAGACAAACACGCAAGAAGAAUCCAAUGGAUCUUCCCCAAUGCCUGUGAAGGAACAUGCAACGGAUGAAGAACGUGUGAGGGCAAUGCAUUUAACCUUACGUGAAGUUCAUCGAGCAAUACAUGAUGAGCAGGUGUUUGAUUUGGUAAACCGUGAAGCAUGUAGUCCUUCAUUGCAUGUGAACCUGACUGGCAUAAAAGAAAAUUAUUUGCGCCUAAGCAUUGGUGAAGGAGCAUCUGUUUCCCUCUCACUCGUCUCAUCCAGUCAAGAUGAUCAGCAAAUAAGUAGUGCAUCGGAAGUAAAUUCUGUAGAAACUUCAAAUGUAGAUGUGGAAUCAUUUGACGAACAAGAUUAUGGAAAAGCUAUUGAUAAAGCAGAGAGAUCAAGGGUCCCAAGACAACUUGGUUUUGAGAUUUAUUUGCGACAAUUAUUUCAUGAGUAUGUGUUUGUCAGAGCAAAAUCCAAAGCCAUGCCUUUAAGAAAGAGUCAAAUUCCUGGCCAGCCAGCUAAGGACAAUUCUAGCGUACUAGGGCAUUUCUGCAUGUCUCUUGGUCACAGAAUAUUCUCAAAUAAGGUCCUGUCUAUGCUGGAAAAUCUGGUUCACAGGACACCGUACGUCCAAUUAUUUUCUCAUCCAACCUGGCACUCUCGGACAUCUUCAUGGACACUUUCAAUGAAGAUUCCUGAAUCCAUCAUUCAUGCUGCUAGCCAAAUUCAGAGACCCGGCACUGGCAACGGGAAGGUUGUAAGAUCCCAGUUCUGGACUAAGGUUGUGGUGAUUGAUGAUUCCAUUAGCGUACAUGGUGAAGGUGCUCCUAAUAUUCUAGGUCUUUUCAAAGGAAAAUCUGAAGCUGUCAGCUCUAUUAAUGGAUACGACUGUGACUUGGCAGAUCUUCCUAUAAUACUUAUUCAGCAGGUUGCUAGCCAAAUCAUCCAGUGGCUGCAUGAGGAAGCUCUCGCAGUCGGCAUCAAAGCAAACAGAGAUUUCUUAUCACUGGCGUUCGAGUUGGAGCAGGGCGAGAUAGCUCGACUGGUGGCACAUGUAGACCCUGAUGAUACCCAAGGUUGCAUCUCUUGGUGGCUCACGAUAGACGAUGGCCUCACCGAGGAACACAAGCUUCGUUCAGACAUGUCCUAUUUUGAGUCGCAGAGAAGGAAGUUCUUAGGCUAUUUGCCUCUUGAUCUCUUGCAUUCCACUUUGUUGGAUUUUCUGAACUUAUGCAGCUAUUGAUAAUUGGUCGUUUAUAAACGAAUUUUUGAUUUACUUAAAAUUUGUGUGUUAUAGUAAAAUGUAAGUAGGAAUAGACAUCAGACAUGUAUCUGUAUCUGUAUCUGUAUCUGUAAAGUACUAAACGUGACAAAUGGGUUUACUAUUUCCUCAUAUAUUAGUGAGUGACAUGUACUUCACGUGAGAGCAUAUGGUGACAGGCAAACAAAAUGGUAUAAUAUGCUUCAUCACAGCUUUAUUUUUUA
Messenger RNA from Salvia splendens (bonfire salvia), 2390 nucleotides. Its product is annotated as mediator of RNA polymerase II transcription subunit 17. Gene Ontology annotation, cellular component: core mediator complex; mediator complex. The transcript is spliced from 8 exons. NCBI's taxonomy places the organism in Eukaryota, Viridiplantae, Streptophyta, Magnoliopsida, Lamiales, Lamiaceae. The record is from RefSeq and is a predicted model, not a curated record. Bases 142 to 2148 code for a protein of 668 amino acids. Gene Ontology annotation, molecular function: transcription coregulator activity. Gene Ontology annotation, biological process: regulation of transcription by RNA polymerase II.